AUGAGAACAAGACAAAGUAAGAACCAAAACAAAUCUUGUUCUACUGUCGACCUGAGGCAGCUCGACGAGAAUGUGAAUUUCACUGCUUCUGACCCUGGCCACUCCAAAGAUGUUAGUCACCGGAGCCCAGUUCAGGAGACAACUCGUUCCCAUCGAAUAAGAUGGACUCAGGAAGACCUUCAAGAAUUGAUGUGGUGCUAUUUUUACUCUCAAAAAUUUGGUUCAGGAUCGGAAAGUGACACCUUUAAAAUCUGGAGAGGAAGAAACCCAAACAGCAGGAAGGACAUGACAUCGAAGAAGUUGGCUGCCCAGAGAAGAUAUAUAAUGAAAGCACAAAAAAUUGAAAAUAAUAAAUUAGAAGAAAUUAAGAAAAAUGUAGACUCUUCGUGCAGUAAUGUUAUACGAGAUAAUGCACAAAUAAUAACAGAAUUAAAUGAGUCUAACCACAAGAGUAAAACCGAUACUGACGAGCAAUUGUUGACUGAUGCAGAAAUGAAGAGCAUCGAAGAGAGACUAAUUGAAGAGAUAAAAAAAGUAAAGAUGUGCCCAUUAAUAAACAGGAAGCCAUUAAGGAAAAUAUACAAAAAUAAAAAGGCAACUGAAGUUUUACGUCUUAUAGAUAACACCCUCAUAAAUGUAUUAGAAAAAGUGGUAGACAUUAAUUUAACCACAAUUAAUGAAAUUAUAUAUGCUGCGGGGGUAGUUGCCACAGAUGUUAUACUUGGGCAAAGAAAAGAAGCUCGUCAUAAAGAAAUUGAAAUAAAAAAGUCAACAUCACCAAUAUGGAUACAAAGAAUAGAGGGAAAAAUAGAAAGAAUAAGAUCACAUAUCUCCCUGGUAUCCGAAAUGAAGAAGAAUAAUAAUUUAAAGAAGAGGACAAUAAAGAAACUGGAUCACCUUAAAAGGAUCUAUAAAUUGAAGACCAUGGAAGAUAUAGAACUUACCAUGGAAACUUUAAAACAAAAGGUAUUGCUCUAUUCUCAGAGAAUAAGGAGAUAUAAGAAGAGAGAGCAGUUUUGGCGACAAAAUAAAUUGUUUGAAUCGGACCCAAAGAAAUUUUACAGAACAAUUAGAGAGCAGAACAUACAAAAUGGAUCCAGCACCUUAAAUGUAGAAAAAAUGGCAGACUUUUGGUCAAAUAUUUGGGAAAAAUCUCAUCCAUUAAAUAAGAACUCUACAUGGAUGAAUAAAGAAAAAGAAGCACAUGCCUGGAUUGCUUCUUCAACAAUGUCGGAUGUAAGAAUGGCGGAUUUAGAAACAUGCCUAAAAAACACGGCCAAUUGGAAAAGUCCCGGAUUAGAUAGGGUACAAAAUUUUUGGAUUAAGAAUUUUACAAGUACCCAUAAGUAUUUACUGGUAUCCAUAAAUAAAUUAAUAAUGGGACGGCAAGAAAUGCCAGAAUGGAUAACCACGGGAAAAACGUAUUUGCUGCCAAAAAAAUCAGGAGCUAUGGAACCGAAAGAUUUUCGGCCGAUAACCUGUUUGCCCACAAUGUAUAAAAUAAUAACAGCUAUUAUUGCUGAAAAGAUUUAUGGGCAUUUAAGAAAAAAUAACAUUUUUCCUCCUGAACAAUAUGGAUGCAGGAAAGGGUCUUACGGCUGCAAGGAGGUUUUAUUAAUAAAUAAAUUGAUCAUGGCCAGUGCAAAACAAAAGAGGAAGAAUUUAAGCAUGGCAUGGAUUGACUAUCAAAAGGCCUUUGAUAGUGUGCCUCACGAAUGGAUUAUUGAGGCACUGAAAAUAUAUAAAGUAGACCCUAAAAUUACAGCGUUCUGCGAGAAGAGUAUGAAAAAUUGGUGCACCCAGCUGGAAGUGCAAAAAUACUCUUCUAGAAAAAUAUUUAUAAAAAGAGGGAUUUUUCAGGGAGAUUCAUUGUCGCCACUUUUAUUUUGCAUGUCUUUAAUUCCUCUAUCCAGACAGCUUAAUAUCAAGGAUCAAGGAUAUGAGUUGAUACCGGGAGGCAGGAAAAUUACCCAUAUGCUAUAUAUGGAUGACUUAAAAAUUUAUGCCAAAAAUGAAGAGGAGUUAAAUAAAAUGUUACGGACGGUUCAAACCUUUUCCUCUGACAUCAACAUGAAAUUUGGUUUGGAAAAAUGUGCCAGAAUAAAUAUUGUCAGAGGAAAGUUAAAACAAAAGCAGAAUAUAGAAGACUCCGAAGAAGAACUUAUUAAAGAAUUGGACCCUGGAUCAUCAUACAAAUAUCUGGGGAUUGAAGAAAAUUUUGGGAUAGCCAACAAGGAAAUUAAACCUCGAUUGAAAAGAGAAUAUUUUAAAAGAUUGAGGCUUAUAUUACAGUCGGAACUGAAUGGAAGAAAUAAGAUAACCGCCGUCGGCACAUUAGCAGUUCCUGUAAUAGAAUAUAGUUUUGGCCUCGUAGACUGGACGAAAGAAGAAAUCACGCACCUAGAUAGAAGGACAAGAAAAAUAUUAACCAUGAAUGGUGCGUUACAUCCAAAGGCUGAUGUGGAUAGAUUGUACGUCAGCAGGAAAGAUGGAGGAAGAGGAUUAAGACAAAUAGAAGCGGCACACCAGAAUGCCAUUAUUGGAAUGGGAAAAUACAUAGAAUCCCAUCAAGAGGACCCUAUUUUAGCCCAAGUUAUACAUGCAGAAGAAAAAACUACAAAAAAAGGAGUUCUGAAAAGGGCAAAACAAAUCGUCCUAGAAAAUAAAGAAAAUGAGAUAAUGGAAGAAGGGCAACUUGCAACUUAUAAUAGCAAAGCCCAAUCUCAGAAGAAAUUAAUAGGCAAAUGGGAACAGAAAAAAUUACAUGGGCAAUACCUAAAAAGAAUAAAUGCCGAAGAUAUUAAUAAGAAGAGCACGCACAAUUGGCUACGGCGUGGAAAACUUAAAAUUGAAACAGAAGCGUUUAUUACAGCGGCUCAAGAUCAGGCAUUGCGGACCCAUAACUAUGAAAAAGUAAUUCUCAAAGUCCGCCAAGAUGACAAGUGCCGAAUUUGCCAAUCUCAAUCGGAAACCAUCGAUCAUUUAAUUUCCGGCUGUCCGAUACUGGCAAAACAUGAAUACUUAGAAAGGCACAAUAAAAUAUGUCAAUAUCUCCAUUGGAAUAUAUGCCGAGAAUAUGGAAUGGAUGGAUUACCCAAGGAGUGGUACAACCACAUUCCAAGCCCGGUCACGACAGUAGGCCCAUGCACAGUUCUAUAUGAUCAACAAAUCCACACUGAUAGAACUGUGCCAGCUAACAAACCGGAUAUCAUACUCAGGCAUAAUGGGGAAAAAUGGUGUAAGUUAAUUGAGGUAUCCGUGCCGGCAGAAAAAAACACCACAGCCAAAGAAGCAGACAAAAGGCUGAAAUACAGAAAUUUGGAAAUUGAAAUAACCAGGAUGUGGGGAACAAAAACUGAAACGAUUCCGGUCAUCGUGGGAGCAUUGGGAGCCAUGCCACAUUCAAUAAAAGGAAAUUUAAAGAAGAUUAUGAAGAACCUAAAAGAAGAAACCAUCCAGGAAAUCGCACUAUGUGGGACGGCCCACAUUCUUCGGAAAAUAUUAUAA
Messenger RNA from Pediculus humanus corporis (human body louse), 3507 nucleotides. RefSeq names its product reverse transcriptase, putative. The coding region runs from base 1 to 3507 and encodes 1168 amino acids. NCBI's taxonomy places the organism in Eukaryota, Metazoa, Arthropoda, Insecta, Psocodea, Pediculidae. The record is from RefSeq and is a predicted model, not a curated record. The transcript has a single exon.